AUUGGCUAUGAGCUUCAACUGCACAUGGAUUUAUGCCUUAAAAGAACUAGAUAAUUACAUAAAAUGUUUUACACUCCCCAUACAAAUCGCCAUGAACUUCACAAGUAAUCACAACAUUGUGGCGAGCGUAGUUGGUGUGCUCACUGGCGACUGCUUCAUCUCCCAGAAACCCUCAUCACUAUUCACUCCUCGCUCAUGUUGCGUUCAUCAACCACAACUUCUCUGCGUUUCUUUCGGCAGCAAUCUCAAUCUCAAUUUGGUACUCUUUCUCAUCCCAAACCCUUCCUUUUUCCCACUGAUAUUGAUGCCAUCAAGGACAGACCCCUUCUCGUAGAUUCUAUUAGGAAUCUCCAAAACCUUGAUUCUGCUUUGCAUCUCUUUGACAAAAUGGUUUCCAUGAAUCCUUUGCCAUGCGUGAAUGACUUUAACUUUUUGUUUAGCUCUAUUGUUAAGAUGAAGCAUUACACAGCUGCCAUUUCGUUAAUCAAACACUUGUUCUCCUUACGACUCAAAUCUGAUAUCUAUACACUCAAUAUUGUCGUCAAUUGUCUGUGCCGUUUGAACCACACUCCCUUUGCCUUCUCUGUCGUGGGGAUGAUGUUCAAAAUCGGCUUGGAGCCCGAUGUGGUCACAUUUAACACCAUUGUUAAUGGUCUUUGUAUUGAAGGCAAUGUGGAUUAUGCUAUUUGGUUUCUUGACCACAUGGAUUACUUGGGAUAUCAACCCGACUCCCACACGUUUGGAACAAUUAUAAAUGGAUUGUGCAAGAUCGGCAACACCCCUGCUGCCAUUGCCAUUCUAAGGAAGACGGAAACAAGAAACCGCAAACCAAGUGUUGAUGUUGCAAGUUAUAGCACAAUUGUGGAUAGUCUUUGCAAGGAUGGGCUGGUUUCUGAGGCUUUGAGUCUAUUCUCCGAAAUGACAACGAAAGGUUUACAACCCGAUACUAUCACUUACAAUUGCUUGAUUCAAGGACUGUGUACUUUCAACAGAUGGCAAGAGGCUGUGUCCUUACUGAGCGAGAGGAAACAAAAGGGAAUUAUGCCGGAUAUGCGUACUUUUAAUAUUUUAGUGGAUGCUCUUUGUAAGGAGGGAAAGAUUUCAAGUGCUAGAGCCAUACUUGGUCAAAUGGUUCGAAUGGGAAAGGAGCCUACUGUUGUUACCUAUAACUCAAUGAUUGCUGGUUGUUGUUUCCUAAGUCAAAUGGAGGAGGCCAUGAAAGUAUUUGAUUUCAUGGUUCACAAGGGAUGCCUACCAGACGUUACGACUUAUGCGUCAUUAAUUCACGGGUGGUGCAAGAUCAAAAGGAUUGAUUGGGCUAUUUAUCUCUUGGAUGAAAUGAUCAAUAAAGGAUUAAAUAUGAAUGAUUCGACUUGGAAUACUCUUAUCGGUGGAUUUUGCAGAGUGGGUAAACCUUUAGCUGCUAAAGAAUUGUUUUUUACAAUGCACAAGUUUGGUCAACAGCCUGAUCUACUGACCUGUGGGAUUCUAUUGGAUGGCCUAUUCAAAUGCCAUUUGUCUUCUGAUGCAAUAUCGUUAUUUAGAGAAAUGGAGAAGAAUAAUUUGGAUCUUGGUAUUGUAAUUUAUAGUGUGGUGAUGAAUGGGAUGUGCCAAGCUGGAAAACUAAAUGAUGCACGUGAACUCUUCUCCUGUCUGCCAGCAAAAGGCUUGAAGCCUGAUGUAUAUACUUAUACAAUAAUGAUCCAAGGCCUUUGUAGGGAAGGACUUUUGGUUAAUGCUGAAGAGUUACUGAUCAAUAUGGAAGAGGAUGGCUGCCUGCCAAAUUCCUGCACAUAUAAUGUCUUCGUCCGUGGAUUACUGCGACAAAAUGAUGUUCCGAAGUCAAUAAAAUAUCUUCAGAUUAUGAAAGACAAAGGUUUUUCUGCAGAUGCCACCACUGUGAAAUUGCUUAUAGGUCACUGCUCUGUCCACAAUGCUUUUCAAGAAUUUGUGCAGAAGAUUAUUUGAAUAUAUAAAUAUAACCUAUUAGUUCAUUAUUUGAAUCGAGGAUUUGAUGUUUUAGAUGUUGCAUAACAUAUUCUGUAUUACUUGGUUGUUUAAUUUUGAGGCUUUAGAUUGGGAUAAGUUUGUCUGGACUUUCUGAACAAUAUGAAACUGAUACUUCCAUGUUCCUCUUUGUUUGCAAAUUGGCUACAGCAUAGUAAGAAUCUCUUUCUUGAGAAGGUUA
This is a messenger RNA of Arachis ipaensis, 2188 nucleotides long. Lineage: Eukaryota; Viridiplantae; Streptophyta; Magnoliopsida; Fabales; Fabaceae. The record is from RefSeq and is a predicted model, not a curated record.